UCUGCGGCUCAGCUUCUCCUCGGCCACCUCCAAUUGGGUGUGGGUGAGAGCGGCUCCGCCUACGGCUUUCCUAGUGGUGCGCACUUGAGGGCGACGCGUCCCAUUGGGCCGCUCGGAUUUGGGCACCAAAUUCAAAGAUUUUAAAAGUACCAGCUGGCGCCUUUUAAGAGCUACAGCUCUAUGAAGCAAGCGGCUCAAUUCUCUGCUGCUAGAGCAGUUCCUUCACCUGAGGCGGGCCGCACGUCCCCGGGUAUGAGCCGGCGCCCUUGCAGCUGCUCCCCACGGCCAUCCUCCUGCUCCUGCAGCUCCAGCACCGUGACAGCAGCCGGGCGCCCUCGCCCCCUGGACAGUUGUAAAGAAGAAGAAAGUUCUAUUCUUUCUGUUAAAAUGAAGUGUGAUUUUAAUCGUGACCAGCAUGUUCAUUCUGGACUUAAACUGGUAAAAUCCGAUGACAUUGGAAGACUAGGUUCCUAUGUUCCUGCAUAUUUGGAAGAUUCUUGUAAGGACUGCUUUAAAGACUACGAAAGGUUAUCAUGUCUUGGAUCACCAGUUGUGAGCCCUGGGAUUGUAGAACUUGAUACUGAAAGCAAGCCCUUGCAUAACAAGGAAAAUCAACAUGUACAACAAACACUUAAUAGUACACAUGAAAUAGAGGAACUAGAGACCAGUAGACUUUAUGAAGACAGUGGGUAUUCUUCAUUUUGUCAGCAAAGUGGUCUCAAUGAACACGAAGAAGGAAGCCUUCCCCUGGAGGAAAAUUUCAGUUACAGUUCACAGUCCUGCCUGUUACAGAUACAAAGCCCAGACCAGUAUCCCAACAAAAACUUGUUGCCAAUUCUCCAUUUUCAAAAAGUCGUUUGUUCAACAUUAAAAAAGAAUGCGAAAAGAAAUCCAAGAAAAGAUUGGGAGAUGCUGAAGGCAACUAUAGCCAGUGGAAAUUUUAGACUACAGAAUAUAAUUGGCAGGAAAAUGGGCCUAGAAUAUGUAGAUAUUCUCAGUGAACUCUUUCGAAGAGGACUUAAACAUCUUCUAGCAAAUAUUUUAACACAGCUCAAUGAUAUGGACUUAAUUAAUGUGUCUAAAGUGAGCACUACUUGGAAGAAGAUUCUAGAAGAUGAUAAAGGAGCAUUCGAGAUGUAUAAAAAAGCCAUGCAGAGAGUUACUGAAGGCAACAUAAACUUUUCAGCACAUGCUUCAACCAGAGAUUAUGUUAUGCUCAGAAUCCCACUGGCUUCUGUUCAAGAAGCAACAGCUCAGACUCCUUUCCCAAAAGAUGCUCAAACCAAGUUAUCCAGUCAAGGUGAUCAGAAGGGUUCUACUUACAGCCGACACAGUGAAUUCUCUAAGGUUGCUAAGACUUUGAAAAAGAAUGAAAGCCUCAAAGCUUGUAUUCGAUGUAAUUCACCUGCAAAAUAUGAUGGCUACUUAGAGCGAGCAACCUGCAAACGGGAAGGCUGUGGAUUUGAUUAUUGUACAAGGUGUCUGUGUGAUUAUCAUAACACGAAAGACUGUUCGAAUGGCAAGUUCCUAAAAGCCAAUUGUAAAACGGGUCCCCUGCCUGGUACUAAAAAAAGCAAAAAGAAUUUACGAAGAUUGUGACCUCUUAUUAAAACAGUUGUUAGUGAUCAUGAAUAUUAGUUAGAAAAAUUAGGUUUUAACUUAAAAUAAUAAAAAUAUAUUGUGAUUUUCAAUUUUACAUUGAAAUUUUUUCUCAAUGGAUAAAGAGGAUACACUACCUCUUAAAAUAUUUUACAAUUUAAUGUGAAAAAGUUUAAAAUUCUCCGUGCAAAUCAGAAAAUUUAAAUAUUUUAAGAUAAAAGGAAAAGUAAUCUGGUAUUUGUGAUACAGAAGUGAAAUGAUGCAAUUUUAUGGUAAAAGAAGGCUGUGUAAUUUUACCUUUGACAAUCUUAAAUAUAAAUAAGGUGUACCAUCUAUUGGCAAUUAAGACAUUUUAUUAAUCUUACCAAAUUAAUGCUAGCUGAAAUAUCAAUUUUUAGAUCUAUUAAUUUAAAUGUCUUGUCUCCUUUCUUAGCCUUUUUCAAUGUAUGUAUUUCCCAAGAAAGUAUCCUUUGUAAAAUGUGCUUGCUUUCUUUUUUUCUGUUAUCUGUGUUCUAAUAUUUUUGUAUACAUAUAAAUAUUUUUGUAUUUUUAUGUCUUUUGUAUAUACAUAUAAAAAUACAUUUUGUUCGUUAUCAA
Nycticebus coucang (slow loris) is the source of this 2196-nucleotide messenger RNA. RefSeq names its product F-box protein 5 (gene FBXO5). The coding region runs from base 181 to 1599 and encodes 472 amino acids. Gene Ontology annotation, cellular component: nucleus. Gene Ontology annotation, molecular function: protein binding. The record is from RefSeq and is a predicted model, not a curated record. The transcript is spliced from 5 exons. Lineage: Eukaryota; Metazoa; Chordata; Mammalia; Primates; Lorisidae. Gene Ontology annotation, biological process: negative regulation of meiotic nuclear division; regulation of mitotic nuclear division.